Suillus plorans is the source of this 1421-nucleotide messenger RNA. RefSeq lists its product as uncharacterized. Gene Ontology annotation, cellular component: endoplasmic reticulum membrane. Gene Ontology annotation, biological process: ERAD pathway. The record is from RefSeq and is a predicted model, not a curated record. The coding region runs from base 262 to 1212 and encodes 316 amino acids. Gene Ontology annotation, molecular function: protein binding. The transcript has 7 exons. Lineage: Eukaryota; Fungi; Basidiomycota; Agaricomycetes; Boletales; Suillaceae.
GUGGCAUUUCCAGGUUCCGCUGGUGUCACAUUAUAGCUUGUAGCUCGUUCAACCAAUUGUCAAUUACUAAUACGGCUUUCAGGAUUCCUAUAAGCUACAGCCAUUCAUGAAGCCAUGAGCGCUCGAAAAAAUGCAAGUUCAAGGCGGGCAACGUGGUUAGCCUUUGGCUUGGUGGCGCUCGCUGCAUUCUCUGCCUCAGCUCAGCCUCAAACCAUAAUAUAGAGAGCACCCAGUCGGAGCUGGAGUUCAGUGUGCAACAAAAUGCCCAAGUCCCACAUGACGUAUGCUACCGUAUAUUCGGAACCAAAUUUCGACCAGGAUGCAGAGGCGACAAGAGCGUACAAGUCUGCUCUAUUCACACUUUCUAACCUCACCGCGCAUCCGCCAUCUCAUACCCACAACGUAUUCUCCCAACCAACUACAACAACACCUUCUCUUCUAUCUGCGCUCCUUCCCAAUCCACAAGGCCAAGGCCCUCUAGGAAGUGCAAUCCGUAUAGCACUAAAGCUUCGUCAACAAUUCUCUCUUUUCCGUCUGUUCGGUGGACCCAGUGGAAGUGGUGCGAGGAGAAGGGAUGAGGAGAUGCGUGGAAAGGCAAUAAAGGUGGUGGAUCUGCUGCAACAUUCUGCUGAACUAGGGAAUCUGGAUGCGCUUUUUACGCUUGGGUAUAUAUCUCUGUUCCCUCCGAGCUCCCAUUUUCCGUCCGACCCUAAACUUGCGUAUGAUUCGCUCUUGCACCACGCUGCACUGACAGGCAACGCUUCAUCGCAAGCUCUUCUCGCCUUCUUCCAUGCAACAGGUUAUGCAGAUGUUGUUCCCAUUGAUCAAGCCCAAGCAUUAUUAUAUUAUACAUUUGCUGCUCAGGGCGGUCACAAAGGCGCACAAAUGGCUCUGGGGUAUCGAUACUGGAGCGGCAUCAGUACAGUUGAAGACUGCGGACGGGCAGUCGAAUGGUAUGAGGCUGCUGCAGAUGAAGCGAUGUCAAUGUUCCUGUCUGGUCCGCCUGGUGGCCAGACCCUUCCGCAGACUGCAACACGGUUGUCUGAUUUAGAUGGGGGUGUAUUCGGGCCGGGCGCUAGUGUUGCAUCCACCGGCAUGAACGUUAUUAGGCCCGCUGUCAAGGCUGGCUUAGCACAGACUGCUGGCGAGACGUGGGACGACGUUCUUGAGUACUACAUCGUGCGUUUUUUUCAUCUACCAUGUCACUUGUGAGUUUCCUUGAUGCUCACCGACUACCAAACGAGUCCGAGCCUUUCGAUUGACGUUCAUUGCGGUAUCUGCCGAUUUAGUGCAUAAUUAACUAUUCUCAUCUAAUUCUGCCAGUGGUCAGAUGCAGAAGUCGGGCUCUUGGCUUCGACUGUCGCGUUAUGGCCAUGUUAAUGAGGGUAGCACUUAUUGAUGCCCACGACAAAGAAUACAUC